GUUGGGGAGGGAGUGUCUCGUCCGCACGCUCAGACAGCAGGGAGCAGCUGAAGCAAGAGGAGUUCUGGUAACAUUUCGCUGCAUUGCUGAAAGUGACAUAUUAUCAUUUAAAACUUGAACAAUUCUAGAAUAGCAUUGUAUCAACGACAGCUAAAAUGGUAGAUCGCGAGCCACUGGUGCAGAAAGCCAGGCUGGCCGAACAGGCUGAAAGAUAUGAAGAUAUGGCAGUAGCCAUGAAAUCGGUGACAGAGUCGAACGAGGCCUUGUCCAACGAGGAGAGGAACCUGCUCUCUGUGGCCUAUAAGAACGUGGUGGGGGCGCGGCGCUCGUCCUGGCGCGUCAUCUCCAGCAUCGAGCAGAAGACCUCGGCGGACGCCAACGAGAAGAAGAUGGAGAUGGUGCGCGCGUACCGCGAGAAGAUCGAGAAGGAGCUGGAGACCGUGUGUCAGAACGUGCUCAACCUCCUGGACAACUUCCUGAUCAAGAACUGCAACGAGACGCAGCACGAGAGCAAAGUGUUUUACCUGAAGAUGAAAGGCGACUACUACCGCUACCUGGCCGAGGUGGCCACGGACGAGAAGAGGGUCGGCGUGGUGGAGUCCUCUGAGAAGUCCUACAGCGAGGCCCAUGAGAUCAGCAAGGAGCACAUGCAGCCCACCCACCCCAUCCGCCUGGGUCUCGCCCUCAACUACUCCGUGUUUUACUACGAGAUCCAGAAUUCACCUGAGCAGGCCUGCCACCUGGCCAAGACCGCCUUCGAUGACGCCAUCGCUGAGCUAGACACCCUGAACGAGGACUCCUACAAAGACUCUACCCUCAUCAUGCAGCUGCUACGAGACAACUUGACACUGUGGACGAGCGACCAGCAAGACGACGAGGGUGGCGAGACCAAUAACUAGAGAGUCCCUAAAGAGACCUCCGUGUCCUGUUUCAGCCAAUACACACAACACGCCCACACGCCCACACGCUCACACGCUCACAAAUGACAACAAACAAAAAUGAAACAGUUCUUAGAAAUGUUAAAAUGUUGGCUGGUGGAACUUUGGUAGCCACUUUUGCUGAUGAUACAGCAGCUGCAGUUCUUUAUUUUUCCCAAAGAAUAUAAAAAGUGAAGAAACAAUUUAAUUAAAAAGAGGAGUAGGAGGGGAGAUGAGUUUAGUUUCUAGUAUAGUUUAAAAAAUAAUAGAUAAACCCCUCCCUUCUUGAUUGCCUCUGCAACUUGUCAAAACACCACUUGAGAAUGAAGAAGGUCUGUGGUCAGUCAGUGAGUCAGUCAGUGAGUCAGUCAGUGAGUCAGUCAGUCAGUGAGUCAGUCAGUGAGUCAGUCAGUGAGUCAGUCAGUCAGUCAGUCAGUCAGUCAGUCAGUCAGUCAGUCAGUCAGUCAGUCAGUCAGUCAGUCAGUCAGUCAGUCAGUCAGUCAGUCAGUCAGUCAGUCAGUCAGUGAGUAGAGUGUGGCUGUUGCGUUAGAGACGACACCCUCACGCUGGCAUGGAGACCGGGGAGGGCGGAUGUCGUUAGCUACAUGAAGUGGAGCUGCUUAUUUAACUUAUGUGGUAAGGGAGGAGGAACAUUCAAAAGUGUAAGGGGAGAUCGACGCUUAUGCAAAAAUUAAAUUAAUAUAUAGAAUAUUUCAAAAACAAUUAUAAUAAUUAAUCACCUCGCAAAAAAAAGAGUUUCAAACAGUUUCCUGAUAGGGUGAAAGAGAUAUCGUAUCUCUAGCCAGAAACCUCAGACUUACCAACAUGGGAAUCCAGAAGUAUGCCUCACACUGUAAUGGUAAUCGUUGAGCGAAGUCAGAUAUUCUUUGUGGUUAUUGAACAUAACCCAAUGUUUUGUUGCCAUGAUCUCAGCAAUUGGUUUGAACCCAGUCAUCUAGAGUACUGUAACGAAAGCAGGAGGAAGCAGACAGUACAGUCCUCUCAUGCACUGAUACGCUACACAGUCAUCUAGAGUACUGUAACGAAAGCAGGAGGAAACAGACAGCCAGUACAGUCCUCUCAUGCACUGAUACGCUACACAGUCAUCUAGAGUACUGUAACGAAAGCAGGAGGAAACAGACAGACAGUACAGCCAGACUUAUUGUUACUCACCCCUUACCGAGGUUGUCAAGGGUGCCAUAUUAUGAGAAUAUCAAAAAUAUGCUAAUACAAUGAAAAUGAAAACGCCCCAAAUUAAAUUAUUUUGUAGAGGGGAUCAUUUGAUAUCGUAAGGCAACAUAAUUUUUGCCCUAAAUUAAGGUACAUUUAUGUUUACAAUAAUUACUUAUUGUAGAUCUCUGAAAUGACACAGUUGACUGGAACCACGCGCUCCACGAUACACCUUUCUUUUGGGCGCUGGCCAAUAUAUAAAACAGUUGUUUUUCUUCUUUCUGUUAACCUUUUUAAUUGUCAAGAAAUACAUUUGCCUAUCAUACUGUUCCCUGAGUGUAAAACGAUACCUGCUCAUACUGUUCCCUGAGUGUAAAACGAUACCUACUCAUACUGUUCCCACAGUGUAAAACGAUACCUGCUCAUACUGUUCCCUGAGUGUAAAACGAUACCUACUCAUACUGUUCCCUGAGUGUAAAACGAUACCUACUCAUACUGUUCCCUGAGUGUAAAACGAUACCUACUCAUACUGUUCCCUGAGUGUAAAACGAUACCUGCUCAUACUGUUCCCUGAGUGUAAAACGAUACCUACUCAUACUGUUCCCACAGUGUAAAACGAUACCUGCUCAUACUGUUCCCUGAGUGUAAAACGAUACCUACUCAUACUGUUCCCUGAGUGUAAAACGAUACCUACUCAUACUGUUCCCUGAGUGUAAAACGAUACCUACUCAUACUGUUCCCUGAGUGUAAAACGAUACCUGCUCAUACUGUUCCCUGAGUGUAAAACGAUACCUACUCAUACUGUUCCCUGAGUGUAAAACGAUACCUACUCAUACUGUUCCCACAGUGUAAAACGAUACCUGCUCAUACUGUUCCCUGAGUGUAAAACGAUACCUACUCAUACUGUUCCCUGAGUGUAAAACGAUACCUACUCAUACUGUUCCCUGAGUGUAAAACGAUACCUACUCAUACUGUUCCCUGAGUGUAAAACGAUACCUACUCAUACUGUUCCCUGAGUGUAAAACGAUACCUACUCAUACUGUUCCCUGAGUGUAAAACGAUACCUGCUCAUACUGUUCCCUGAGUGUAAAACGAUACCUACUCAUACUGUUCCCUGAGUGUAAAACGAUACCUACUCAUACUGUUCCCUGAGUGUAAAACGAUACCUACUCAUACUGUUCCCUGAGUGUAAAAUGAUACCUGCUCAUACUGUUCCCUGAGUGUAAAACGAUACCUACUCAUACUGUUCCCUGAGUGUAAAACGAUACCUGCUCAUACUGUUCCCUGAGUGUAAAACGAUACCUGCUCAUACUGUUCCCUGAGUGUAAAACGAUACCUACUCAUACUGUUCCCUGAGUGUAAAACGAUACCUGCUCAUACUGUUCCCUGAGUGUAAAACGAUACCUGCUCAUACUGUUCCCUGAGUGUAAAACGAUACCUGCUCAUACUGUUCCCACAGUGUAAAACGAUACCUGCUCAUACUGUUCCCUGAGUGUAAAACGAUACCUGCUCAUACUGUUCCCUGAGUGUAAAACGAUACCUGCUCAUACUGUUCCCUGAGUGUAAAACGAUACCUGCUCAUACUGUUCCCUGAGUGUAAAACGAUACCUGCUCAUACUGUUCCCACAGUGUAAAACGAUACCUGCUCAUACUGUUCCCACAGUGUAAAACGAUACCUGCUCAUACUGUUCCCUGAGUGUAAAACGAUAACUGCUCAUACUGUUCCCACAGUGUAAAACGAUACCUGCUCAUACUGUUCCCACAGUGUAAAACGAUACCUGCUCAUACUGUUCCCACAGUGUAAAACGAUAACUGCUCAUACUGUUCCCACAGUGUAAAACGAUACCUGCUCAUACUGUUCCCACAGUGUAAAACGAUACCUGCUCAUACUGUUCCCUGAGUGUAAAACGAUAACUGCUCAUACUGUUCCCACAGUGUAAAACGAUACCUACUCAUACUGUUCCCUGAGUGUAAAACGAUACCUACUCAUACUGUUCCCUGAGUGUAAAACGAUACCUACUCAUACUGUUCCCUGAGUGUAAAACGAUAACUGCUCAUACUGUUCCCUGAGUGUAAAACGAUACCUGCUCAUACUGUUCCCUGAGUGUAAAACGAUAACUGCUCAUACUGUU
Oncorhynchus gorbuscha (pink salmon) is the source of this 4219-nucleotide messenger RNA. RefSeq names its product 3-monooxygenase/tryptophan 5-monooxygenase activation protein, gamma polypeptide 1 (gene ywhag1). NCBI's taxonomy places the organism in Eukaryota, Metazoa, Chordata, Actinopteri, Salmoniformes, Salmonidae. Gene Ontology annotation, cellular component: cytoplasm. The record is from RefSeq and is a predicted model, not a curated record. Gene Ontology annotation, biological process: signal transduction. The transcript is spliced from 2 exons. Gene Ontology annotation, molecular function: protein kinase C binding. The coding region runs from base 156 to 899 and encodes 247 amino acids.